AUGCCUGGCGCGACGGGGCGCCGUGCCAAUGCAGAUGGCCCGCCGAAUCACACCAAAUUUCUCGAGCGUUUUGCUGCCAAAGAGGCGCAGAGAAGAGUUCCAAAACCAACACCUCUCUCGGCAGAAGAGCACGCUGCGAAUCGGAAACGGUUAAGCAAGGUUUGCUUCGUCAAACCGAAGUACUCGCACGAAACCAUGAUCAAUGUCGCUGGCAUUUUGAGGAAGUGGCAAAGAUAUUGCGAUGAGAAGAAAGUUGGUGAUUGGGAGGAGACGAUCAAGUCUUUAUCUCGGGAACUAACGAUGGACUUCUUCCUCUUCGUAUGCGGUAACUACAAGGUCAAGUCGUGGGGGACCUCGGAGGAGUACAUACGCCAGUUCCAGCAGCUUUACACGACCGUCAACGGCCAAUAUAUGAACCGCAAUGAUAGCAAAGAAGUUUACAAGUACCACCAUAACGUCUUGGUUCCUAAAUUUGGCCUGCGUGCGCCCAAUAUCGAUGGAAAGCCCGUUCUCAAUGUCAACAGCCUGGGCGCCCUCCUCACUUUCAAUAUUGCUUACGACUCCUGCACAUUUGACCUGGAACGGCAUCGACUCCAACUGGCUGGCUGCUACCAGAUUAUGUGUUACACCGGAGCCCGGCCCGCUGAGCUAGUGGACGGCGAAAGAAAAAAACCCAAAGAUGGUUCCAUCGAAAAGCUUUUUGGCCAGAAGGUCGUUCAGUCAGCCGACGACGGCACAGAUGACACGAUAAACACCCUAGACGACGAGUCGCAGAAGAUAAACGAAUUACUCUGCAUGGAAACAACAAAACGUGGGCGUCCGAAGGCUCUUUGUUAUGAAGACAUCCUAAUGAUGCUUGUCCGCCAUCCCCCCACGGGACGGCCUGUCUUGGCUAUGGCAAUUAAGUUUAUUCACCACAAAGGAGCUGAUAACAAGCCUAAGCCAACCAUUUUCUUCUUUACUCCGAGCAGGAAGUUAAUCUGUUGUCCCAUUUCACUCAUUCUGGCCCUAGCACUGCAUGAUCAUGCAUUCGAUGCACCGAGCCUGACUAGUGCAUCCCGGGUGUUCGAGUCACAAGUCUGGGGACCGAUAGAGUGCACGCCACUUCGAUGGAAAGAGGAUAUGCUCAAGGUGCCAGUAUUUCGCCGCAUUCGAGGCGGUGAACUCUCUGCCAACGAGCCAAUGCCCUAUUCGAAGCUCAAUUACGACAUGGGUCGGCAAAGUCUCGACUCGGGGCACGAGAAGGCUUUUACUCCAAAAUUUGCUCGCAGGGGCGCCGCCAAUGCUGCCAACGGUGACGCGCCGGAUUCAGUUCGGGACCAGAUGAUGCGACAUGACCCCAGGUUUUCUACGUUCUUUAGUGCAUAUCUGAACGAAAUUGCAAACUUCGACCUCCAGAACGCUUUCCUUGAAGAACCAAAACAGGACCAGUUGUUUCGGAUGUUUGCACACGUUAGUCUCACCCGGGACCCUCGAGCCACACGAGAUAUGGUGCCAGAGGAAGUAUGGGCACAGGUGCCACCCGACCCGGAAAUCAUGGGGUUGGAAAAUGAGCGUGCACUUCUUAAAAAGGGCCAGUAUCGAAUUGCUGGAUGCGAAAACGAAGAAAAGAUACGAAAGCUCACAGAGAAGAUUAGGACUAAGAAGGCAGAGCGUGACAAGAGGAUCGUCAAGUACUACCGGGAAUAUUACUUCUACAACCGCCCGACCUGGGACAUUGAGGCGCAAGCUCGCGGAGAGUCACAGGUACAGUAUGAAGAACCCACUAUCGACCUCGCCAUCUAUGAGCGUGCCAGACUUGCAGAGAUUUUAUGCUACCAGUCUAAAGAUUUGACAGAAGAACAGAUCUUAUGUCGUAGAAUAGAGGUAGUCGACCUCAUGGUCGCACUCUGCGACAAGAGGGAUACCGGUAAGGUUGGCCAAUCUAGGUCAAAGCCCUCCGUUCAGUCCGUUGUACAGCAAUUUGUCAAGGAAGAAUCGCCUGCCUGGUGUGAGGUCGAUGAUUUCCCUCUCCUCAUGGACGCAAGUCAAUGUCCAGAUUGCAUUGGCGAUGAACGAUUGACAGCAGCAGAGCGUACCUUUCAGUGGUGUCGCCCUACCAUACGAAAUGAUCACUUCGACGACCAGCACUUGGCAGACAGAGAAGAUAUCGCACGGCGAGGGGAGGCGCUCAUUUGUAAACAUCCCAAGUGUAAGAACGAGACUUUUAAGCACCUAGAUCACUUUAGAAACCAUGUCAGGUCUGUCCACAGCGUCCUUUUAAGAACCUCGGAGCAGGUAAAUCGUAGAAGAACGAGACAGGAACAACGUCGCCAGAUGGCCCGGGAGGCGAAAGCACAGCGCCAACAUGGAGUCCACAGGACUAAUAUGGCGAAUUGA
This is a messenger RNA of Pochonia chlamydosporia 170, 2379 nucleotides long. Its product is annotated as FluG domain-containing protein. Lineage: Eukaryota; Fungi; Ascomycota; Sordariomycetes; Hypocreales; Clavicipitaceae. The transcript is spliced from 5 exons. Bases 1 to 2379 code for a protein of 792 amino acids. The record is from RefSeq and is a predicted model, not a curated record.